AAAACGCAUUGACAUUAAACUGUCAAUUUUCACGUGUUUACGGCUGCUACAAGUAUUUUAAACAUUUCUGUUAAUUUAUUUACUACGCUGGUAUAAAAUAAAAUAAAAAAUGGUUAAAGUCAAGAGUGAACCUAUUGAUCAGGAUGCUUCCGUUGUUUCCGUGGGCAAUGUGUCGGUCAAAGAGGAGGAUACUUACGAUGAUAAACUAAAGUAUGUGAACAGCAUAUCACAGCCAAUGGCCUCACGUAAAAUGGCCAAAAAGUGCUUUAAACUUAUCAAAAAGGCAAUGAAGCACAAAACUUUCCUACGUAAUGGCCUAAAAGAUGUGCAGACACGUUUGCGUAAAGGUGAAACUGGCAUCUGCAUCUUUGCCGGCGACGUAACACCCAUUGACAUUAUGUGCCACUUGCCCGCCGUUUGCGAAGAGAAGGGCAUUCCUUACGCUUACACACCCAGUCGCGUAGAUUUGGGUGCUGCUAUGGGCGUAAAACGUGGCACAGUCGCGUUGUUGGUGCGCGAACAUCCAGACUACAAAGAUUUAUACGAUGAGCUGAAGGAAGACAUGGCGGGCUUAAAUAUACCAGUUUGAGUGCUUGAGCGGCAAUGUGCAGUUGUAAUAAGUCUUCUCCCAUGAGGCAUAAAUGUAGUUUAAGCGAUUUCUUACGCCUUUAUAAUGAUAAGUUUAAUUAAAUAAGAGACUGUAAAAAAAAUAAAA
Molecule: messenger RNA, 715 nt
Organism: Zeugodacus cucurbitae (melon fly)
Lineage: Eukaryota; Metazoa; Arthropoda; Insecta; Diptera; Tephritidae
Gene: NHP2
Product: H/ACA ribonucleoprotein complex subunit 2-like protein
Exons: 2
Coding region: 110-589 (159 amino acids)
Biological process (GO): snRNA pseudouridine synthesis; rRNA pseudouridine synthesis
Cellular component (GO): box H/ACA snoRNP complex
Molecular function (GO): box H/ACA snoRNA binding
Source: RefSeq, a predicted model, not a curated record